This is a messenger RNA of Paramecium sonneborni, 714 nucleotides long. Lineage: Eukaryota; Ciliophora; Oligohymenophorea; Peniculida; Parameciidae. The record is from the annotation of a GenBank genome assembly.
AUUUAUAUGAUCUCUAUAAUUUACUUAUUAUUUGGCAUAAUAUUAGGCUAAGAUGAUAACAUCAUGAAUGAUGUAAUUGAUGAUAGAUAAGAUAGAAAAGAUCUUAUGCAAGAAUGGGAAUUGAUGAUGCAAGACUUUAUACCUGAUGAUAUGAUAGCAUUUGAAUUAAAGCAAGGAAAUAUAGAAAUAUUGGAGGAAGGAAUUCAUCAUCCAACAACAAUACGAGGAGCAUAUUUUAUUAGUAUGACAACCAAAGAAAAAAUAAAUUUUAUAGUAAAAAUACAUAAUUAUUGAUAGAUUAAAGAUCCAAAAGGAAAUAUAAUAAAUAGUAAAGCUGGUAAGAAGGAGGCUGUAUUUUCAGUUAAUAUAACUGAGCCUGGAGAUUAUUAAUUUAUGUUUGAUAAUGAAAGAGGCAGUAGUGAUUAAAUAGUAACAUUUGCCUUAGAUAUUCACAAUGCCACUUAUGAGCAUAUCAAACAUCAUGAUUUGGAUCCACUAAUGAAAUAGAUUCAGCAUUUAUAAAAUGGUGUCAAUGACAUAAUGUUUGAAACCAAGUUUUCCCAAUAGAGAAGAGAAAGUGGUUAUGAAUAAAUGUAAACUACUCAUUAAAGAUUAUUUUAUUUUACCAUACUUGAGACCAUAAUUAUUGUUUCAGUGAGUGUAUGGUAGGUGUAUUAUAUCAAGAGUAUUAUUGACAAUCGUAGAUUGAUUUGA